Molecule: messenger RNA, 2971 nt
Organism: Bemisia tabaci
Lineage: Eukaryota; Metazoa; Arthropoda; Insecta; Hemiptera; Aleyrodidae
Product: neuroendocrine convertase 1
Biological process (GO): peptide hormone processing
Cellular component (GO): membrane; neuron projection
Molecular function (GO): serine-type endopeptidase activity
Source: RefSeq, a predicted model, not a curated record
UGCGUAAGCCUUGCGAUGACGGAGCUACCUAUGUACUUCCGAAAACAACGCGUGUUUCAUCAUGCAUAGAGCGUAGGAGAGGGAGCAUGAUUUAUUUGCGUUGACUUUUCGUGUGAACUAGCAUUCGAAGGCGAAUUAUUAUUGCGGCAAAUGUUUUUAACGGGCGACGAGGGAAAUCGUCACAAAAUUGCAGCUGAGCAAACAGUGGCGAUAUUUUAACCCGCUAUUGGCACCAGCUCUGCUACCCAUUCAUUGAAACCAGCGCCUCUCCAGACUCAUCAUGAUCCCGUUUUCCGCUCAGACGGAUUUGCAGAGUGACUCCCAAGGAAAUCUUGGAUUCUGGACUCUCUUGUCAUGUAUCAUUACUUUUUUUCCAUCGAUGAUCAACGGUGAAUCAGCAAUGUUGGCUGAACACGGAUAUCACCAUUAUACCAAUGAAUGGGUUGUAAGAAUACCACAAGAUAGUUUGGCAUCCGAAAUCAGCAACAAAAAAGGAUUCACUUAUGUAAAUAGGAUAGAAGGUUUCGAUGAUAUGCAUUUAUUCGUAAAAGAGAGUCAACCAAAAAUGCAGAAAGUGCCGAGCCACCAUUUGUCUGCGCACCUGGAGUCACACGAAGCAGUGCUUUGGGCAGAGCAGCAAGUGGCAAAAGUGCGGCAGAGGCGAGGCCUUCUAAAUCGGAGGGAGGGAAUUCUUGCCCGCAGAGAGACGGACAGAAGUCGAUACGAAGGAGUGUUCAACGAUGAAUAUUGGAAACUCCAGUGGUACGAGCAAGACUACAGGGCCAAAAAUACAAAGUUCCCAACUUUGGACAUGGGUUUGGUGCCAGUUUACACGGAACUCAACAUCACGGGGAGAGGCGUCCGUGUCUGUGUCAUAGAUGACGGCCUCGAAUAUACGCACGAUGACCUCAAAGAUAACUUUGAUCCGGAAAUCAGUUACAAUCUGAACAACUCCACAUUUGAUGUCCUGCCGAGGUACGAAGAUCCAAUAAAUGCCCACGGAACCCGUUGCGCGGGUGAAAUUGCCAUGAAAGCCAACAAUUCCAAAUGUGGAGUGGGUAUAGCAUUCAACGCUAAAGUUGGAGGAAUCAAACUGCUAGACGGACCAACGACCGAUUUAAUGGAAGCGAAAGCUAUUCAAUACGCCUUGGACAAGGUGGAUAUUUUCACGGGUUCUUGGGGUCCUCUGGAUAACGGAUUAGUCGUCGAUGGUCCAGGAAAGCUGGCGAGCUUGGCUCUUGAGAAUGGGAUUCUUAAAGGACGGAAAGGCAGAGGAGCAUUGUAUUUCUUCGCCGGUGGAAACGGGAAAGUGAGUGACGACAACUGCGCCUGCGACGGCUACGCGAGUAGCAUCUACACCAUCACGGUGGCAAGCGCCACGGAACUCGGCAAGCCGACCUACUACUCAGAGAGAUGUUCCGCGGUUAUGGUCACGACCUACUCGGGAGGCAGCACAGGUCAAAUCAAAAUCGUCACCACGGACUUGCAUAAUGAUUGUACUGUAUCACAUACAGGAACAUCGGCUGCAGCGCCUUUAGGAGCGGGAAUAGCUGCGCUGCUUUUGGAGGCAAACCCCCUGUUAACGUGGAGGGAUGUUCAACAUUUGUUGGUUCACACCGUCGAAGUAGCUCCCAUCGCAAAUGACGUAGAGUGGAGACAAAAUGCUGCUGGUUUCUGGUACAGCAUAAACUUCGGUUUUGGCCUUAUGAAUGCAUAUCAGCUGAUCAAGCAAGCAAUGCAAUGGACCACUGUCCCGCCAAAAACGAUCUGCACAGUGCCUUUCUAUUUAAUUCAUUCCAUGCGUCAGUUCUCACCGUCCGCGGAUUUCAUAACCUCCGUAAAAACGGACGCGUGCGGGAUCCGCUUUGUGGAGCAUGUUCAACUGCGCUCGACUAUCAACCACACUCGAAGGGGAGCCAUCGAAGUGUACCUCCAAUCUCCAUCCGGGACGAUAAGUAAAUUACUGGAGGCUAGAGAGAGAGACCAGUCAAAUCACGGUUUCCGCAACUGGCCAUUCUUGACUCUAGAGUUUUGGGGAGAAAAUCCAAGCGGCCUGUGGCGAGGGAUGGUCAGAGAUGUGAGCUCUCGAGAGCAUCAUGACGGAGAGGUAGAAUCGAUGACACUGGUCAUUCAUGGAACAGUUGACGAGCCGGAGCAUUACAAAAACGGACCUAGAAAAUACGAUCCAUUCGAUGUACCUGAGGAUUACGACGAACCUGACGCGUACGAGGCGCUCAAGGCCGAGCAAGAACAUGACGCUCAACAGAAACAUCAAUUCACGGAUAAAUUAAAGAUUCCAACACUGGAAGAUGGCAUCAAACUCCUGAAUAAUGGAUUUAAUUUUGCCAAAAAUCUGAUUUAGCAGAAGAAAACUGUACACUUCCCUCUUAAAAAGUCAGUUCUUUGGGACAUCUUCAACUAUUUCUUGCAACAUUGGUCUCAAGUAAAAAAAUCCCACCGUUUCAUGAAUUUGAAAUCCACAUACCUAAUACAGAUUUAUGAUGAAACUACGAAUCAAGUGUCUCGGUUUGCGAAGUUUUAGAUUUCUUGUCACCUAUGACUUUUUUCAGAGAUAACUGAUACUAUAUAAUUAUAUCAUUCGACAGAAAUUAAUUAUGAUUUCUCUUUGCGCCCUUCCGAGACUAUACUUUAAAAAUUUUGGGCAAAAAAUAUCUGUUAAUAUUCCUUUGAGUGAAGGGAGAAGGAACGGUAAUAUUGAAACACCGCAAUCGAGAUCCAUGUUUUCGUAGUUUCGCCAUUAAUACAGUACUAAAAAAAUAUAUUAUACAUUUAAAUGUUUAAAAUUGUCAUUUUUAUCACACGUUUAUUUGCCAAAUUUCCGCUGGGCUUUAAUUAUGCAGUAUCUGAAAAUACCUCAAGAUCACUUUCCAAAUGAAGAGAGAAAAAUUUCAGCGUGCUAAAAUUUUCUGAAUUUCUGCAGGCAUCAAAUAAACUUUGCUUGUUAUGGCAA